UGUUGCUUUCGAAUUCUGUUUGUCAAGAGAUAGCAGCCCACUGAUCAAAAGGCGUAGAGUUUUAGAGGACCUAUCAACUCCGUAGCUGAAUAUUGGAACGUUAAGUCCUGGAGUAGUUUACAUCUGUUCUCCUCCAGAUAACUUCAUACUCAAAGAUAUUGCUUGCAUAGAGACCCUACAAACUUCUAAAGCUGAGAAGACAGAAAAUGAUGUCUUUGGACAAUUUUCACAGGACAGUCCGGAGCCCAGUUGUUCCAUAUGCUGGGACCUUAAUUGAUGGUCUUUCGCCUGGAGAUCUUGUAAUAAUACAUGGAUUUGUUCCUGAAGAUUCAGAGAGGUUCCAGGUAGACUUUCAGUGUGGCAACAGUACAAAACCUCGUGCGGAUGUAGCCUUUCAUUUCAACCCUCGUUUCAAAAGAUCCGGUUGCCUAGUUUGCAAUACUUUGCAGAAUGAAAGAUGGGGUACAGAAGAGAUCACGUAUGAGAUGCCUUUCGAAAAAACAAAACCUUUUGAGAUAGUUUUUAUGGUUCGCCAUGAUAAGUUCCAGGUGUCAGUUAACAAAAAGCAUGUGUUGCUGUAUAAACAUAGGAUUAAUCUGGAAAAAAUUGACACUCUUGCAGUAUCUGGAAAAGUGAAAGUUACAUUGGUUGGAUUUGUUUCCAACAAGGAAGAUGUACCUGAUACCUCACAGUUUGUAAUUCCUUAUUCAACGAAACUUAAUUAUUCUGUUGAGCCUGGACGAACAAUUAUUGUUAAAGGAGAAGUUAAAGAAAAAGCAAAUGGCUUUACAAUUAACCUUAAGCCGAGUGAGUCAAGUGAUAUUGCUCUUCAUUUGAAUCCCCGAAUAAAAGAUAAUGUUUUUGUGAGAAAUUCUUACCUGUUCAAUAGUUGGGGAGAAGAGGAAACAUCUAUUGCUCAUUUUCCUUUCAGCCCAGGAAUGUAUUUUGAGCUGAUAAUUUUCUGCAAAGAUCAUCAAUAUAAUGUUGCUAUCAAUGGCAUGCAUAUCCUAGAGUACAAACAUCGAUUUAAGCAGCUUGACAAGAUCCGUAUACUGGAAGUCUUCGGGGAUAUUCAACUCCUAGAUGUGAGAUGUUGGUAAUUGUGCAGUUCCUGUAUUUUAUUAAUUGCUUGCAGAGAAUCAUCUUGAUGUAACAAAAAAGAAGAUUGCAGAAAUUUCUCUGUAUGUGAUCGCUUAAAUUAACUGAAGUACUAUAUUUAAUAACUAACCAUAAAAUGAUCUAAAAAUUUAUAGUUUACUAACUACUGACAUCGUGCCUAGAUGUAAAUGACAUAUAUGAAGAACAUUGCCUGCUUUUAUAGUAUUCUAGUGUUCAUAGUGAAUGGCUUGAUUCUCAAGGUGUACACCCAUUAGAUUUUUAUAAAGCUCAUGAAAUUUAUGAUUAAUACUAUUAUCCUUGAAAUAUUCUGAUG
This is a messenger RNA of Notechis scutatus (mainland tiger snake), 1432 nucleotides long. Lineage: Eukaryota; Metazoa; Chordata; Lepidosauria; Squamata; Elapidae. The record is from RefSeq and is a predicted model, not a curated record.